AUGGUGACUAUUGCAGAGUCGCCAUGUUCAUUGCAAACAGUCACAACAACAAAUAUUACAUGUGAGACUGGCAGUUAUCAAUAUAAAAGUGUACGAGCCCAAGUCAAGGUAUUCGUCAAUGGUAGUGGCUAUGCAAUCAGUUCAGUUGAUUUUCAAUACAUUGAUCUUUGGUCGAGUCCAUGGACAUGGGGUGGUAAUGAGCCACCAGAAGCUGGCACACUUGUGGUAAUUGAAAACUAUGUGACUAUCUAUUUGGAUAUCAAGACACCUAUUCUGAAAGUACUUGUUAUUGACAAUUCCACAUUAAUUUUCGACGAUUCACAAGAUGUUGCUUUGAAUGUUGAGUAUAUUGUCAUCGUCAACGGUGGUCAUCUUCAAGUCGGAACAGAAUCAACUCCAUUUCAACAUCGUGGUAUUAUCACUAUGUAUGGACACUUGCGAUCGAUCGAAUUACCUAUUUUUGGUGCCAAAGUGUUGGCUUUGCGUGAGGGAACAGUGGACAUGCACGGAAUGCCUACUGUUCGAACUUGGACACAACUUGGAACGACAGCUAGUAAUGGUUCAACAACAAUUACUCUUCUUCAACCUAUCGAUUGGAAUGUUGAUAGUCAAAUCGUUAUCGCAACUACGGGUGAUCGUUUCAGUCAGAAAGAAAGUGAAAUCCGGCGAAUUGUGAAUAUCUCAUCGAAUGGACUUACAUUAACCUUGGACAUACCAUUGAAAUAUACCCAUUUGGGCGUUAUACAAACGUUGAAUUCAACAACCAUCGAAAUUCGCGGUGAAGUUGGUCUUCUUUCGCACAAUGUCGUCUUCCAAGGUUCAAUUACCGAAACAUGGGAUGAAACCAUAGAAGAAUGUCCGGCUGGAUUCAAUCCGGUAGCUGGUAUCACUCAUUAUGGUUAUUGGUAUCGAUUGAGUAAUAAACCUGAAGGACUUUCACUUCUCACAAAUCCCAACUAUUGUCCUAAUCGACAGCCUUUCGGUCGCUUCUACAAUAAUAGUGUACAUAGUACAGGUCGAUUUGGAGUCUGGAUCUAUCCUGAAUAUGCUCCCACUACCUCAGGUGAUUGUAACGAUAUGCAACCGUCACAAGCGAUACUCGAAGGCUUGGUAUCGUGGAAAAAUAAUAAAGGCAUUGAGCUAGUCAUGACUCGCACAACACAAAUCAAGAAUGCAGUAGUCUUUGACAAUGCGGAUAUAGGUGUCGCCUACAUCACAGCUGUUGGUCAUCAAGAAACCAAUCCACCGUAUCUACGCGCAACAUUCUAUGAUACUGAUAAUGGCUCAUCAGUGAUUGAUAGUAUAAUUAUCGGCGAUGCGGGUAUCUCCUCCACGCCAAUUGUACCAUCCACUGCAGGUCUUGUAGUCAUGUGGGACCGUGGUCUUCGUGUUCGCAAUGUUGCUUUUAUCAAUUUUCCAAGCAAUGAGACACGUGCUAUAGUCGGACCGAUCAUCCUUGGCCGAUGUACUGAUCGUUGUGGAGGUACGAAUGCAACUGAUCGUUUUGAAAACCCAUCAACAGCUAAUACAAGCAUCGAUAUAGAAAUAUCAUUUCAAGUUUACACAUGUCCGUGCAACAACUGUGGAUGCCCAACAACUACAACUACAACGGCCACCACAGCUACAACAACAACGGAGACAACGACAACGACUACAUCAGCUACAACAACUACGACUACAUCAGCUACAACAACCACAGCUACAACAGCCACAACAACCACAGCUACAACAGCCACUACAACUACAGAGACUACAGCCACAUCUACUAUUUAUCUACCUCCAAUACAACCCGUUGAUGAAUUACCAUCAAAUCCGCAACUGGGAGGUAAUUAUGUAAUGUAUGUUGAUAGCAUCUUCAUUAAUGGUGGCCGAUUGAUUGCUGGUAAAUAUCUUAGCGCUGAAGAAAUGGUAGUCAUUUUUUGUGAAUUUCUGAUAGGUUUACCCAACGCUCCAUUCAAUGGUAGUGUCGAUAUUAUUUUGAGAUAUACUGGUCCAGUUACUAUGCAAUUGCCUUGGAAUUUCCCUGUGAAAGAGUCACGAACUAUUGGCGUUCUGGGUGGCCUUGAUUUACAUGGUAUGUCACGUGGAAUCACUUGGACACGUCUUGCUGUGACCGCUAUGUCGGGUCAAACUGUCAUAAUCUUGCGCGAACCAGUCAGUUGGGUUGUUGGCGAUGAAAUUAUCAUAACAACCACAGAUACAAGCAUUUCUCACACUGAACGACAUCGCAUCAUCAAUAUUGAAAAUGCGACGAUAAUACAUACUGAAGUACCAUUAGCAUAUAGUCAUCUCGUUAUUCAACAUGCACUAGCUAAUGGACAAACGAUUAGUGUGGCCGCUGCAGUUGGAUUAUUGACACGUAACGUACGCGUAAUUAAUCAAUACCAAGGAUCUAGUCUAUCUGGAUUCCGAAUUUUGAUCACUGACUAUCAAACAGAUGUGUUACAUAUUUACUCCAAUACCAUGUACAAUGCAUACUAUAAAGGUUAUGCUCGAUUAUCGAAUACGCAAUUUAUCGGCUUCGGACAGUUGAAUGAUGGUUAUUAUAGUGAUCAGCAAUCAGGUAUUUAUAUAAAUCAUCUCGGUGAUUAUAAUUCAAGCAGAGCUACUUUCAUCGAUGCUUGUUCGUUCGAUGGUGGAUUUAAUGCAGCUAUUGGUAUGCGGACCACGAAUGGUAUACCAAUUACAAACAAUGUUAUAUACAACACAUAUCGAUCAGGCAUUGUUGUGACUGGAAUGAACAAUGUCGUUCAAAAUAAUCUCGUCACAACUGUCUACUGGGUGGGUACAGGCCAAGAUCCAUCAGUUGCCCAAUUUAGUUCGAAUUAUGAUGGUGCAAUUAUGGCUCGUGAUGCUACCAGUAAUAAUUUGGUUGCCGGCGUUGAACGUUUGGCCUAUCGUAUCCCUGGUGAAUCAUGUGGAGGUCAAGAUAUUUAUAUUCCACCGAAUAUAAUCAAUGAAUAUUCGAACAAUGAAGCACAUUCGGCCAUGUCCGGCGUCAACCUUUGGCCGUCAGACAAAGGGUUUAUAUAUGAUCGAACUGUAACACAUGUGCCGGUUGCCAGUCGCGUCAAUAUUCGUUCUUCGCUAGUGGUCGGUUCGAUUACAAGGGAAGAUUGUGGAGAUAGAAUUAAUCCAAAUUCGAUAAAUAUUCGAUUAUCACAAAUUGCAAUACCUGGCGUAUCAGCAAACUCAUCUUCUGGUAAUGCUGGUGGUCGAUCUGGCAUAGUUUUUCCAACUAUUUCAAGGAACAACUACAUGCCCAUUCGCUCGUGGACUGGAAUUGGUAUAUAUCCUUGUCUCGAUGGUCUGAUGCUCAUCACCAAUACGACUCUUGCUUUCUUCAACAAUACUUGUGGUCGACACGAUGUAGCGAUUCAAGUGUCACAGAGCAAUGAUGAUGGACAAUUUCCGAUUGCAACAAAUUCCAUGUUUGUCUAUAAUAUAUCUCAAGAAAAUCUUAUUUUCAAUGGCGAGCCAAACUUAGGUGUGGUAAAUCCAAGCAGAUGCGGCGGUAGUCAACAGCAUGGUAUCGGAGAUUUUCGUAUUCCUCGAAUAGCAUUGACCAAUUUGACCGGACACAGAAUCAAUAUCAACUUAACUUAUCCAUAUCGUGGGAUCAGUCGCAGUAAUUCCUGUUCUCUUCAAUCAUCGUGGGGAAUGUACAUAUGCAAUUCGAGUGCUGAUUAUCGUAUGUUGAUCAUCGAAAGUAUGGAUUCGGAUACGGAAAAACGACGUCUUUCGCCUGUUGCUAUCAUGUCCAAUAGUGGCUACAUUGAUCUCAUCAAUGGACCUCAAGAUCAGAGCAUCUGCAAUGGUUAUUCUUGUCGAAAGCGUAUCUCAACAUUCAUGGCCAUCGUUCAAUCUGGGCAAACCUAUCAAAUCUUUUUCUCAAGUACUCCCCCUAGACAUACACGUUUUCGCUUGCUCAAUGCUGAUUCUACAAUAAAAUGUGUUUUGGCUCUUCACUACGAUUCAUUACAACAAAUCGAUGUCUAUGCCAACACGAUGUACAUACCGCCAACUAAUAGAGAUCUUCGAGCGCCUGGUCUCAUGUUACUUGAUCAACCAAAUAACGUCACAUUAUUGUCACCAUCUGGAAGCAACUACUUUGAUAGUCGUAUUCGUCGUCAAGCAUCGUCUGUUUUAUUACCCAUAAAAUUACAGAUUGAACUGCGGGAUGAACCUCGCACCAGUUCGAUUGCCUCGACUGGAAUUCGAGCAGAAAUUCUAUCGAAUAUUGCUUCGACUAUCAUCAAUCGUUAUCAAGCAGGUGAAUUACAAGUGGCAUGGAGAAAUCUCAAUGUAACAAAUGGUAGUUUCCCAUCUGUCUUGAGUACACAAGAACCAUUUGAUAACUCAUCAGUUGAACUGAGUAUCAUCAAUCGACUUUUACUUGUCUUACCACCGAGAGACUGCCGGCAGCAGAGUCCGUGUACGUUUCAACCAGUGCUCGUGGCAUACGAUGUAGCAGGAAAUGUCAUUCAAAAGUUAGGCUCAAACGAGCGACCAUGGCAAGUGAAAGCUACUGUCGUAGGUCGGCCAAAUCUAAUUUUGCCGGGUGGUAUAGCCAAUUAUUCUGAUGGACAAACACAGUACAUUCUAUUCGGUCUACCAGAUAUCGGUACUCAACAAGUUCAAUUUACUCUGAUUCAACCAGAUGGUGUUAACAGUUCAUUCUUAGCGACAACAAACCUGAGUGUUCAAGCUGCGUCUGUCUCUGUGACACAAGCAGUUCUAGCUGGUCAGCAAGUGAAAAAUGUCUAUGUUGUCAAUGUCAAUGAAACAUUUAGUAUCGCUGUCAUGCCAGUUGAUAGUGUUACUCAACUACGUCUCGGACAAAUUCAAUGGGGAAGUAGUGUGGGCGCGAUUGUUCAGGUCGACUCAGAAAAUACAAAUAUAUCAAAAGCCGUAACAAGCAUGUUAGCGGAUCCAAAUGCCAUACCGCGUUUAAGUCUUAUAAUGGUAAAUAUCAAUGGUCAUUCGUACUCGCGCUCGUCUUCGUCGAGUAAUGAUGCAGCGAGUAAUGCCGAUAAUUCGAAUAGUAACACCUUAAUUGUCGGUCUCGUGGUUGGCCUAGUUGGUGGUCUAUUACUUGUAAUCGGCGUCGUUUGGGGUUAUAAAGCACGUGAACGAAUGCUUACUCGUCAUCGUCUUGGAGUAGGAGAAACCGAUGAAGACAGACUGACAGGAAUCGAUGAAAAUUGUGUCGCAUCACCGAGACUUGAUAAACCCAUAAGUGUACCAAACUUGGAACCAAUUGAGUUCUCUCGAGUGUCCACUAUCCCACCGCCAUCCAAUGGAAUGCAUUCGACUCAACCCUUCAACCAAGCCGAACUUCAGUCGGCUGCAUGUAAUCUUAACUUGCAUAAUUUCAACAAAGCUGAGGAGUUAGUUCCAUCGUCCGCAAUAGAAUUGAUUGCAUUCGAUUGA
Molecule: messenger RNA, 5433 nt
Organism: Rotaria sp. Silwood1
Lineage: Eukaryota; Metazoa; Rotifera; Eurotatoria; Philodinida; Philodinidae
Source: the annotation of a GenBank genome assembly